GACCAUGGCCAUGUUGGAUGGGUGCUUAGUGACCAGCCUUAUCACUACAACCCUGCGGAUCUCUUGGGCACAAGUCUGGGUAAAUCUCCUGCACUCAAUGAAGGCAUGAUGUCGAGUUCGAUGGACAUUGCCCACUCGUUUGGAAACUUCCAGCACCCUAGCCACGAAUUGUUGCGCGAGAAUGGGUUUAUGCAGCAUAAGUACCAUAAGUAUCACGCAAAGGCAUUAAAAGAACGUAAGCAGACCGGUGUUGGUCAGUCUCAGGAGAUGAACACCCUCUUCCGUUUCUGGUCCCACUUUUUGCGUGAUCACUAUAACAAGCGCAUGUACAAUGAGUUCAAGCGUCUGGCUGUUGAAGAUGCCAACCAAAACUACCGUUAUGGCUUGGAAUGUCUUUUCCGAUUUUAUUCUUAUGGUCUCGAGAAGCGUUUCCGCAAAGAAGUGUUUGAGGACUUCCAGGAAUUGACUCUGGCAGAUUACAACAAAGGUCAUUUGUAUGGUCUCGAGAAGUUUUGGGCCUACUUGUUCUUCCGCAAGGACAAGAAGAAGAGAGAGAUCAAGGUUUGCGAACCUCUGAGCCAGCUUGUUGCCAAAUUCAAAUCUGUCAAAGAGUUU
This is a messenger RNA of Phycomyces blakesleeanus NRRL 1555(-), 615 nucleotides long. RefSeq lists its product as hypothetical. Gene Ontology annotation, biological process: mRNA stabilization. The transcript has 2 exons. Gene Ontology annotation, molecular function: RNA cap binding. The annotation marks the transcript as partial. Lineage: Eukaryota; Fungi; Mucoromycota; Mucoromycetes; Mucorales; Phycomycetaceae. The record is from RefSeq and is a predicted model, not a curated record.